AUGGCUGAACGCCUGAAUUAUGUUUCUGAGCCUUCUGGAAAGACUCCCGUGCUGAACACAAAGUCUGGGGAAGAGGGCAUCCGUCGGGCUGAUGGUAUCUCUGGACUUUAUGAAGGAAAUGUCUUCGAGACAACGCCUGAUGAUCGUCGUCACAUUGGCAUUUUCAGUGCCUCUCUUCUAAUCUUUAACCGCGUUAUUGGUACCGGUAUCUUCGCGACGCCGAGUACUAUCCUUGCUCUGACCGGCAGUGUCGGACUCUCGUUGUUCAUGUGGGUGGCUGGCACUGUGAUUGCCCUGGCCGGUACGGCAGUGUACCUUGAAUGGGGUACUGCGAUUCCAAGAAACGGAGGAGAAAAGAACUACCUCGAAUAUGUCUACAAAAAGCCCAAGUUUCUGGCUACGGCCAUGUUCGCCGCUUACGCCGUGUUGCUCGGAUGGGCAGCAAGCAACAGCGUCGUCUUCGGUCAAUACAUCCUCAACGCAGCAGAGAUUGAGGUUGGACGAUGGAAUCAACGUGGAAUUGGUAUGGCUUGUCUUACUGCCGCCUUCCUUAUUCACGCCUGUGCCCUGAAAUGGGGCAUCCACCUCCAGAACGUGCUCGGUAUCAUCAAACUGAUCAUCGUCGUGUUUAUCAUCGUUGCUGGUUGGGUGGCACUCGGUGGUCAUACUAAGGCCGAGACACCGGAUAAUUUCACCAAUGCCUUUGAGGGCACUCUUGGCAGCGGAUAUGGCAUUGUCAUGGCGCUGUACAACGUUAUCUGGUCCUUCAUCGGCUACUCGAAUGCCAACUAUGCACUGAGCGAAACAAGGAAUCCCGCUCGCACGUUGAAGAUUGCAGCUCCUGUUGCUAUUAUCUCCGUUGCUGUUCUGUAUAUGCUGGUCAACAUCGCCUAUUUCGCCGCUGUUUCGAAGGAAGAGAUGCUCAACUCGGGCAGCAUCGUAGCUGCCGUGUUCUUUAGAAACAUGUUCGGCAAACGCGCCGAGAGAGUCAUGUCGGUCUUUGUGGCCCUGUCUGCAUUUGGCAAUGUGCUAUCCGUCAUCUUCUCACAAGGUCGAAUUGUUCAGGAACUUGGCCGUGAAGGUGUACUGCCCUUCUCCAAGUUCUGGGCCAGCAACUGGCCCUUCCAUUCGCCCGCAGCUGGCCUGCUUGAGCACUAUAUCGUCUCCGCCAUCGUCUUGCUCGCCCCUCCUCCUGGUGAUGCAUACAACUUCCUACUCAAUCUCAUUUCUUACCCACUUUCAAUCGUCAAUUUCUUCGUCUCGGCUGGGCUCGUUUACAUCUAUCUCACCAAAGAGAAGAAUUUCCCGAACUGGAAGCCUGGAAUUCGCGCGACCCUUCCCGUCACGAUAUUUUUCAUGUUGUCAAACCUGUACCUCGCGAUUGCGCCCUAUGUACCGCCGAGCGACGGACAGAGCGUGUACAACGAGCUGCCGUACUAUCUGCACUGCGUGGUGGCUUUGGGAUUGUUCGCAGCAGGCGCUAUCUACUACGUUGUCUGGGCGGUGUUGGCGCCGAAGAUCGGUGGAUAUGUGCUCGUCAAGGAGUCCGUCGUGGAUGCCGAUGGAUGGUCUCGCAGUGUCUUCACGCGAGUACCGCAGGCUAAGGCGCUGGAGUCUUAA
Messenger RNA from Penicillium bovifimosum, 1620 nucleotides. RefSeq names its product high affinity methionine permease. Gene Ontology annotation, cellular component: membrane. Bases 1 to 1620 code for a protein of 539 amino acids. The transcript is spliced from 6 exons. Gene Ontology annotation, molecular function: L-amino acid transmembrane transporter activity. Gene Ontology annotation, biological process: amino acid transmembrane transport. The record is from RefSeq and is a predicted model, not a curated record. Lineage: Eukaryota; Fungi; Ascomycota; Eurotiomycetes; Eurotiales; Aspergillaceae.